AUGCAUCCGCAGUGUGAGACCGCGAAGACUUCCGAAGAGCAUCCUGCGAGUGAGGCCGACUAUGAUCUGGAAGACCCGCAGAGCUUGGCCGCAUUCCUGAAGCAUGCGGACAUUCGUCUGGUCCGGGCGGAGUACUUGUACGAGCUGCGAAGCCAGAAGAGGCUGCUACCCCGACGCCAGGAAGCGGAAGAGUGGGGCCUGGUGAGCCACGAGGAAGUGAGUAACUGGGCCGCCGGAGCCCGGGAUGCGAUGAUCGUAUCGAUCUCACAUGCCUGGGAAACCCGUGAGCACCCGGAUCCCUGCGGCGACCAGUUGAGCCGGCUGGUGGACCACUUGUCUCUUUACGAUCUUGCAUACUAUUCCGAUAUCUGGCUGUUUUACGACUACAUCUCGCUUUUUCAGUUCGAGCGACAGACGCCCGCAGAAGAAGAGAGCUUCCGGCGGUCCAUGAGCCACAUGCAUGUGCUCUACGCUCACGACUGCAGCUGGACCUUUCGACUGGAAUCUCUCACCCCAGACGAUGUUUGGGACGUGGCAUUGAAGAACUCGGAGCAUCUCGUGACAGUGUAUGAUGCGGCAAGCAAGACCGUGAGAGGCCGCCCCCUCAAGGAGCUGGUCGCCAACAACGUCCCUUACCGAAGUAGGGGGUGGUGCAAAGCGGAGGUGGAGUGGUCCUCGCGCAGAAGCAAGUCCGAACAGAAUCAGUGGAUCGACGCUCCUGAGUCAGAGGCUGGCGGCGGAUGGGCCCAGCUGCAGGGCAAAGUCCCAAUGACUCCGGAGCUUUUCGAAGAAGACAUGAGGAAAGCCGACUUCACGCAUCGAAACGAUGCCGCGGCUGUGCUAGAGCUGCAGAAGAAGAUCUUCCACCAGAAAGUAUCGGAGUGUCAAAGAGCACUACGUGCAAAUCUGCCGAAGGGCGAGUUGAGCCAGUUGGCCAAGGCUUUGAUCCACUACAAGAAGCUCAAGGUCUUGCACCUCCGCAACAUGGACGUGGGCGCAGCAGAGGCCGAGGAGUUUGCCAAGGUCCUAGCAGUGAACAGCACGAUCACAACGCUUGAAAUAAGUGUCGCUGGCUCCGCACGGGCUGAGUCUGAGUGCGGGGAUUUCUGGAAGGCCUUGGCGGAGAUGUUGAAAAGCAAUGCCACCAUCACCUCCCUAAACCUCGGCUUCAACGGCAUCGGGGACGACUCAAUUAAGGCUUUAGCUGAGGCAUUGGCGACCAACGGCACCCUCACCAGUGUCGAUCUCAGGGGUAACAACAUCACCGGCGAGGGCUGCAAGGGCUUGGCAAAGGCGUUGAAGAGUAAUGGCAGCAUCACCACACUCGACCUCAGACAGAAUAACAUCUUGUCUGGGGGCUUCAAGGCAUUCGCGGAGGCAUUGACCACUAAUCGCACCAUCACCACCAUCAAGCUUGACUACAACGGCAGUGGCCGCGAGUGGCUUUUGGAGCUGCAAGAGAUCUUCAAGACCAGGAAAGAGUCCACAGGGCCCAUUGACGAAGAUGCUGCUGCAGCACAGUCCCAUGUGUGGACCGGAGAAGUGCGCAUCCAGACCCUCGCAUCACGACUGAAGAGCAACAGUAUCACUACCCGCCUGGGCCUGGAGUCCAACUUCUUCAAUCAGCAGAGGAUCGGAGUCGAGGGCAUCAAGGCCUUUACUUCGGUCCGCAUAGCACUUGCUCUGAAGACCAACCGCACCAUCACCACAAUCAGCCUCCAAAGGAACUUCGUGGAAGACGAGGGCUGCAAGGCUUUGGCUGACGCAUUGGUGACCAACGGCACCCUCGUCAGCAUCGACCUCGAAUCUAAUGACAUCCGGGACGAGGGGUGCAAGGCCUUGGCAGAAGCAUUAAAGUCCAACAGCACCCUCGAAGCUCUCCACCUGCAGAAAAAUUACAUCCAUACCGAUGGCAUCAAGGCAUUGGCACUUGCUUUGAAGACCAACCGCACCAUCACCAACAUCAGCCUCAAAGGGAACCACAUGGACGACGAGGGCUGCAAGGCUUUGGCUGACGCAUUGGUGACCAACACCCUCGUCAGCAUCGACCUCGAAUCUCAUGACAUCCAGCAUCCGCUGCAAGGGACCGGGCGCGAGGCAUUGGCACAAUCAAUGAAAUCAAACACCACCCUCAAAGUUCUCUGCAGGUGGACUGUUUUCCUCAAGCGACAGCUUUCAAUCCCGAACCUGUUGCCUGCCCUGCGAGGCCCUUGA
Symbiodinium necroappetens is the source of this 2214-nucleotide messenger RNA. Lineage: Eukaryota; Dinophyceae; Suessiales; Symbiodiniaceae. The record is from the annotation of a GenBank genome assembly.